CACUUUGGGAACCCCUGGGUUAAACAAAAAAGUCUAAAGCAUCAUGAAACUCAUAAUCGUCACUAAAUGAAGAGCUGUUUUGAGCCGAAAGAGUCCCAUUCUAAUGCUGAGUUUAGACAAGUGUUUUUCUCCCAGAAAAACAGUGGAGAAUUUUCCAUUUCGGACAAACUUGACUCUCGCACUGAAACCUGCGGUGGACUCUGGUCUGGACUCUGGACUCAGUCAGACUCACUAACGAUCCGAGCAGCGCUGCUAACGGUAACGAACGGUUCUGAGGCCAGGAGAGGAACAGCAGGUCUUCGUGGGCGAACAAGGCACAAAAACAUGGAUGUUCAUGAACAUGCAUUACCUGACACCGUCAACCCAAAUAACUUCCCUGCCAAACUGUGGCGUUUGGUGAACAACCCAGCUUACACUGCCAUCUGCUGGGACAACCACGGUGAGGGCAUCCUCAUAGAAAAACCCCUCUUUGAGGAACAGAUCCUGUCUCCAGGCAACUUCCUCCUAGGCAACUUCCUCCCUGACAACGCUGACACCUUCAAAACCACCAACUUCUCAAGCUUUGUCCGUCAGCUCAAUCUGUACGGCUUCAGGAAAACAGAGACACCCAAAGAAGACGACCAGCGCCCUCGCAGGACCAGUGGGGAUAUUCAUAAUUUUUACAACCCAAUCUUCAAGAGAAACCACCCUGAACUUGUUGCAGGUCUGAGGAGACUCACUGCUGACUACAAGGCCAAAAUAGAGGCUGGUCAGGACAUCGGCUGUCAGCCUCCGAGUAAAUACAUGCGAUACAGUGGGGUUGUUGAUGCUGGAGGAAGAAAUGUGAAUAGAGAAAUAUUUCAACUACUCAGCCCCACCAAUCAGGAGUCAACUCAUCCUUACUUUCCAAAAAAAGGCCAGCCUGGGACAGUUCACAAUGGAACCCCAGUCCCACCACGAUAUCUGAUGAGGGGUCACGGUGCAGCUCUUUCUCCUACUGUCUUUACUUCAGACAAAGGGAUACAGGUAUCUUACAACCACCAAUACGCUGGAGUAGCCUCAAGCUCCAAUGCUGUGCCUGUUCUGUCUGGUUCACCGGCCCAUGUGAACCAUGGAAAUGUACAAUAUCAGCCUGGCUACUUUUCCCCAGUUUGCCAGUGCUAUCAAAUGAACCAGGCAUCACAGUUGACCCGUAGCAGGCUUCCAACAGGGUCCUUCUCUCCCUACAGUUUUUACCAGGCCAGCCAUACUGUCAAUGUGUCCUCUGCUGGGGACCACAGCCAGGACCCGCAGAACAUGAAAAACCAGGAGAUUAAAAAGGGUGGCAUUAGUUUGGACACAAUUUUCCAGAUUGCAGAUGAGGUCAUGAAACCUCCACCCAAUGGACGUGUGGUUAAAACAAAGACCCCAGAGAAGCCAUGGCCAGUGUCCACACCGCCCUCCCACACCUAUUGCGCCAGCGUCAUGAAAGGAAGCCCUCUUUCUGCUACACCGGUCAUAACAGACAUGUCAGGCAGUGCUAAUCAAGUCAAAAUUGAACCGCCUGAGAUAAAUAUGAUCCCAGUACCUGAGCAGCUGCUUGAAGAUGACAUAUAUGUGGUUAAAGUUAAGGAUACAGAGGACAGUGAGGUCAAAGCUGCGGACAAGAGCGACACUCUCAGGGUUAACAGUCAGGAUUAAGGCAGCAGCUGAACAGAAACUACACCAGUUUUAUUGGUAUCCACUUUUUUAUUUGGUUGGCAUGUGACAGGGAGGAUUGAUUCACCCCAGGAUGUGAUCUUAAAUUCUCACUGUUACUACAUACUUUCGAUUUUAAGCAGUUAAAUUGUUUGAAUUUCAAUGUUAUUUAGAAAGAAGAGUUAAAAACAACAAACAUUUUUGUGCAGUUUGCAA
Messenger RNA from Notolabrus celidotus (New Zealand spotty), 1872 nucleotides. It is a transcript of the gene hsf5, whose product is annotated as heat shock transcription factor family member 5. The coding region runs from base 67 to 1659 and encodes 530 amino acids. The transcript is spliced from 7 exons. Lineage: Eukaryota; Metazoa; Chordata; Actinopteri; Labriformes; Labridae. Gene Ontology annotation, biological process: regulation of DNA-templated transcription. The record is from RefSeq and is a predicted model, not a curated record. Gene Ontology annotation, molecular function: DNA-binding transcription factor activity; sequence-specific DNA binding.